UGCGCACUCUCUCACACACACUUACCCAUCUCAUCACUUUCUUUCUUAUCUCAAUUUUGAGAAACCCAAGAAAUGACGAAGGACCUUGAAGUUACCGAGAGAGGCUCUUUCUCCGGCAAGGACUACCAUGACCCACCACCCGCACCCCUCAUCGACGCCGAGGAGCUCACCAAGUGGUCUUUCUAUAGAGCUCUCAUUGCUGAGUUCAUUGCCACCCUCCUCUUCCUCUACAUCACCGUCCUCACCGUCAUUGGCUACAAGAGCCAGAGCGACCCCAAAGCCGGCGGUGAUAUGUGCGGCGGCGUUGGCAUUCUUGGCAUUGCUUGGGCCUUUGGCGGCAUGAUUUUCAUCCUUGUUUACUGCACCGCCGGCAUCUCAGGAGGACACAUCAACCCGGCAGUGACGUUCGGGUUGUUCUUGGCGCGCAAGGUGUCGUUGAUAAGAGCAAUAUUGUAUAUGGUGGCUCAGUGCUUGGGUGCUAUCUGCGGUGUUGGCUUGGUCAAGGCCUUCCAGACAUCCCUCUACGUCAGGUACGGCGGCGGCGCCAACUCCCUCGCCGACGGUUACAGCAAGGGCACCGGUUUGGGUGCUGAGAUCAUUGGUACCUUUGUUUUGGUCUACACCGUGUUCUCCGCCACCGAUCCCAAGAGAAAUGCCAGAGACUCUCAUGUCCCUGUUUUGGCACCACUUCCCAUUGGAUUUGCUGUGUUCAUGGUUCACUUGGCUACCAUCCCGGUCACCGGCACCGGCAUCAACCCUGCUAGGAGUCUUGGUGCUGCUGUUAUCUACAACAAAUCCAAGCCAUGGGAUGACCAUUGGAUCUUCUGGGUUGGACCAUUCAUUGGAGCAGCCAUUGCAGCCUUCUACCACCAAUUCAUCUUAAGGGCAGGAGCAGCUAAGGCUCUUGGAUCAUUCAGGAGCAACCCCAAUGUCUAAGUUUGAUUAAUGAAUGAUCAACAAUGCAAUGCAAGUGCUUGAUUAUUGUGCUAUUGUAUUUUUCUAUUUAUAUUUAUAUUUUAUUUUAUUUUAACCCUCUCUCUUUGAAUUAGUUAUCUCUCUAAAUUUGGUGGUGUAUGAAGAAGAUUUGUGGAUAAGUGUAGAUUUAAAAAAGUCCCUUUCAUGACAGUGGGGGAGGGAGGCCUUUUGCACUUUCCUCUGUGUAUUCCCUUUAGUGUGUGUCAUGCCAUCUGUCUUCUUUUGUUAUUCUCUUCUGUCAUCUUUGUUCUCAUUAUAUAUUUAUGGAAAACCUUUAUUUUAUUUGCACAAA
Messenger RNA from Arachis duranensis, 1267 nucleotides. RefSeq names its product aquaporin PIP2-2. The record is from RefSeq and is a predicted model, not a curated record. Gene Ontology annotation, cellular component: plasma membrane. Gene Ontology annotation, molecular function: water channel activity. Gene Ontology annotation, biological process: transmembrane transport. NCBI's taxonomy places the organism in Eukaryota, Viridiplantae, Streptophyta, Magnoliopsida, Fabales, Fabaceae. The transcript has 4 exons. Bases 73 to 936 code for a protein of 287 amino acids.